Molecule: messenger RNA, 2920 nt
Organism: Anoplopoma fimbria (sablefish)
Lineage: Eukaryota; Metazoa; Chordata; Actinopteri; Perciformes; Anoplopomatidae
Gene: rab23
Product: RAB23, member RAS oncogene family
Exons: 7
Coding region: 432-1139 (235 amino acids)
Molecular function (GO): GTPase activity; GTP binding
Source: RefSeq, a predicted model, not a curated record
UGCCUGGUUAGCGUUAGUUACUCUGAUGCGCAACGCAGUUAAGCUAGAACGAAGGCUGGCGGACACAUAGAAAUGCAUUUUUAUCCAGUAAAAGUCACAGAUCUGACUUAGUUGUCGACGUAGAUUAAAGUUUACCUUCCGUUUUGAAGCGGAGGACAUUGACUGCGUGCAGGCUGAAGAUAGAUAUCGUUUAUCGGGCGGAGCAGGAGAGUGGCUAACCUCAGCUAGGUAACCUUAGCACCGGAUCACGAGCGUCCUGCACCAGAGAGAAGGGGGAGGCUGGAGCUAUGAGGUUGUGGGUAACUGUCUAAUGUUUGCGGACACUGGAUGAGUUGGACAGUGAUUUUAUCAAAGUUGGUUUAUGUGUUUGUGUCACAUCACUGAAACUACCCAGGCAGUGGAACUGAGUAAACCAGCCAGACGUCACCACCAUGUUGGAAGAGGACAUGGAAGUGGCCAUCAAGGUGGUCGUGGUCGGCAAUGGGGCUGUUGGCAAGUCCAGUAUGAUCCAACGGUACUGCAAGGGCGUCUUCACUAAGGACUACAAAAAGACCAUUGGAGUGGACUUCCUGGAAAGGCAGAUAAUAGUUAAUGACGAAGAGGUCCGUCUGAUGCUGUGGGACACCGCUGGGCAGGAGGAGUUUGAUGCUAUUACUAAGGCCUACUACCGUGGUGCCCAAGCAUGUGUGCUAGUCUUCUCCACCACAGACAGGGAGUCGUUUCAGGCAAUUGACAGCUGGAGGGAGAAGGUGGAGGCGGAGGUGGGAGAUAUUCCCACAGUUCUAGUGCAGAACAAAAUUGACCUCCUGGAAGAGACCGUUAUAAAAAACGAGGAGGCAGAAGGUUUGGCUAAAAGGCUCAAGCUGAGAUUUUAUCGAGCUUCAGUAAAAGAGGACCUUAAUGUCAACGAGGUUUUCAAGUACUUAGCUGAGAAGUAUCUUCAGCGACUCAAACAGCAAACGGCAGAAGAGACAGAGGUGCUCCAUACCACAAGCAAUAAAAUAGGUGUUUUUAAUACCACGAGUAGUAAUGUUUCCAACCAGAGCUCCAGCAACGGCAGAGAAAUCAUCACUUUGCGACCCAACAAACAAAGGACCAAGAAGAGUAAAAAUCCUUUUGGAAGCUGCAGCCUACUGUAGAUGAAACAUAUUUAGUUUUAGUGACUGGCCAUUGUUUCUAAGACUAAAGUGGUCAUGGUUUUAAUUUGUGGAGGUAGCCGCAUUUAGAGACCAAAGCCCAAACAGCCUGGAAAAUACUACUCUAUACUACUUUAAUAACCUGAUGUUUAAUCUGUGUCCUAAAUUGUUUCCUCACAUUGAUGGUUGAAUUGUCUUUGAUUCAGCCUUGGAUCUCCAUUAAUGAUCUGCGCACAAAAACCUGUCCCUGUGGUUGCCUUAAGUAACAGCAACAGCUGCAGCUACACUACAUGUAUGUAUUAGAUAUGACUUGACAUACAAGCCUCUCAUUAGAAUAUAUAACAGCAAAGGUUGCACUCUUGCUCUGUGGAAAACUCCUGUAUAGGAUUUUCACAAUCACCCAUCCCUGUGUUUGACAUUUGAACUGUGCAAUAUGUUUGCAUGUAUUGUAGAAGAUACACGGCUAAUUUUGCACCAUAUUCUUUUCUGUCAGCAUAUCAUGGUUGAAACUAUACUGUUUGUUGUGGACAAAACACUAUCAAAUCCAGAGUUUAUUCUCUGUGCAGAAGUAUUUUUGUACGAAUCAAAACAGUGUUGAGGGAUAUUUUCACUUAAGUGUUGACAUAGUGCCAAAUUUCUUCCUUCUGAGCUGUAGUUAAAUAUUAACACUGCAGUUAUUGGAUGUAACAUGAAAUCAAUGGAAUGUGCAUUUCUGUAUAACCAAAUAUCAAUAGUUAUUGACACAAAAUAGUCCUCUAUAUGUCUGCUUGUUCUCCACCUAUUCAUGGAUUUGUUAAUCAAAUUCUAAGACUUUCACAAAGUUCUGGACUUUGUGAUGUAAAACAGGAAUUGAAGUCACCAUCAGUUAUAGCACUAUGUUUUUGAUUGCAGUUGUUUACAUUUGACAUAUUCACUGUGCUUUACUUUAACUCUGGUACAGCUCUGAGGAACUCGUUGGUAAUCCUCAGAGUAAAUACGUUUCAGUAUCUGUGUAUUCGGAUGAAGAUUUUCACUAUAUUUCUAGCAUUUCAAACACUAAAUAUGGUACGUUAAGAUUUAGUUUUUAUGUCUUGGUUUGGCUCUGUAGUAUCUAAUCAAAGUCUAUUUUGCAAACAGCAAUCAUAUCGGUAGUGUCUGUCCAUGUGGUGUGGAGCCGUGAGCUUGUGUGUGCCUGAAUAUGCAAGAAAAUUCAGUUUCUUCUCAAUACAGGAAAGUACUCUAAAAGAUCUCCCAAAUGAAUGCUUCGUUCUCCAAACGGCUAGCUGUGAACUGUUUGUUACUGCACCAAGCCUUUUUUUACAAAGCAUUUUAAUCCCUACUCUUGCUGUUUGUUUCAAAUUGCCUGCACAGUAAAUCUGUAAAUACAUGUAAUUAUUUCCCAAGCUCCUCUAAUUUGCAUUUACAUUGUGUUUAAUUUGCCUUUUUGCCUGAAUGGAUUUAGCGCACUUUAUCAUUAAGAUGGCAUAUAAUCUUUAAAGAACCGUAAAUUAAGACUAACCAUACUUAUGUGCUGUCACUCAGGUGUUGUAAUGCUCUUUGUGUCUUACUGUUACUCUCCUUGUUUCACUCAUCACAUUUACACAUUUAAAUAGACCAAAAUUAUGUAUCCUUUCAGGCUGACAAAAACACUUAUUGUUGGAUUUUUGUUUUUAACAGUAAAACAGGUAUCACUACUUUAAGUGUGCCACACAAAUGUACUUCUGAUGUAAUGUUUGGGGGGGGGAAAUUGAUGGUAAUCUGACAUAAAUAAAACUUUACUUUUUUCUUGAGCAGCCAGUGUGUAA